Messenger RNA from Lottia gigantea (owl limpet), 666 nucleotides. RefSeq lists its product as hypothetical. Lineage: Eukaryota; Metazoa; Mollusca; Gastropoda; Lottiidae. The record is from RefSeq and is a predicted model, not a curated record. The transcript has a single exon. Bases 1 to 666 code for a protein of 221 amino acids.
AUGAUACCAGGUAAUAAACCUGGAGAUGGUUUACAGACUGUGAUACCAGACAAUAAACCUGGGGGUGGUUUACAAGCCGUGAUACUAGGCAAUAAACCUGGGGAUGGUUUACAGACCGCGAUACCAGACUAUAAACCUGGGGAUGGUUUACAGAUUGUGAUACCAGAUAAUAAACCUGGAGAUGGUUUACAGUCUGUAAUACCAGACUAUAAACCUAGGGAUGGUUUACAGACCGCGAUACCAGACUAUAAACCUAGGGAUGGUUUACAGACCGCGAUACCAGACUAUAAACCUAGGGAUGGUUUACAGACUGUGAUACCAGACAAUAAACCUGGAGAUGGUUUACAGACUGUGAUACCAGACUAUAAACCUAGGGAUGGUUUACAGACUGUGAUACCAGACAAUAAACCUGGAGAUGGUUUACAGACUGUGAUACCAGACUAUAAACCUAGGGAUGGUUUACAAGCCGUGAUACUAGGUAAUAAACCUCGGGGUGGUUUACAGACCGCGAUACCAGACAAUAAACCUCGGGAUGGUUUACAGACAGUGAUACCAGACUAUGAUCUAAAUCUAUGUAGCAAUCAAAUACGGGUUUCAAUUGAACUAAGUCUAAUAACUGUCAAAAAAUCUUCUUUUUUUCUCGCGAAGUUAAUGUACCGUAAUUGA